Molecule: messenger RNA, 2280 nt
Organism: Fusarium tjaetaba
Lineage: Eukaryota; Fungi; Ascomycota; Sordariomycetes; Hypocreales; Nectriaceae
Product: ATP-citrate synthase subunit 1
Exons: 3
Coding region: 1-2280 (759 amino acids)
Biological process (GO): fatty acid biosynthetic process; translation; acetyl-CoA biosynthetic process
Cellular component (GO): large ribosomal subunit; cytosol
Molecular function (GO): structural constituent of ribosome; ATP citrate synthase activity
Source: RefSeq, a predicted model, not a curated record
AUGGCUCCCGCUUCCUCCAGCAGCCUGUCGGCCAACGACAACAUUCAGCGUUUCCCGGCCCCCAGCCGACCUCUGAGCCCUCUUCCCGAGCACGCUCUCUUCACCGACAAGACGCGAUGCUUCGUUUACGGUCUUCAGCCGCGAGCCGUCCAGGGCAUGCUCGAUUUCGACUUCAUCUGCAAGCGCUCUAAGCCCUCGGUCGCCGGUAUUAUCUACACUUUCGGUGGUCAGUUCGUCAGCAAGAUGUAUUGGGGAACCAGCGAGACUCUUCUGCCCGUCUACCAGCAGGUUGACAAGGCAAUGAGCAAGCACCCCGAUGUCGACGUCGUCGUCAACUUUGCUUCUUCCAGAAGUGUGUACAGCUCCACCAUGGAGCUUAUGGAGAACCCUCAGGUCAAGACCAUUGCUAUUAUUGCUGAGGGUGUUCCUGAGCGACGAGCUCGUGAGAUCGCCCACGUCGCGAAGAAGAAGGGUGUUACCAUUAUCGGACCUGCUACGGUCGGUGGUAUCAAGCCCGGCAGCUUCAAGAUUGGUAACACUGGUGGUAUGAUGGACAACAUUGUUGCCUCCAAGCUUUACCGUAAGGGUUCCGUUGGCUACGUCUCCAAGUCUGGCGGUAUGUCCAACGAGCUCAACAACAUCAUUUCCCAGAAUACCGACGGUGUGUAUGAGGGUAUCGCCAUCGGUGGUGAUAGAUACCCCGGUACCACUUUCAUUGACCAUCUCCUGCGAUACCAGGCCGACCCUGAGUGCAAGAUCCUUGUCUUGCUCGGUGAGGUCGGUGGUGUUGAGGAGUACAAGGUCAUUGAUGCUGUUAAGCAGGGUAUCAUCACCAAGCCCAUCGUUGCCUGGGCCAUUGGCACUUGCGCCAGCAUGUUCAAGACCGAGGUUCAGUUCGGCCACGCUGGUUCUUUCGCCAACUCUCAACUUGAGACUGCCAAGAUGAAGAACGAGAAGAUGAAGGAGGCCGGCUUCUACGUACCUGCUACCUUCGAGGAUCUUCCCGCCACUCUUAAGGAAGUGUAUGACAAGCUUGUCUCCCAAGGCACUAUUGUUCCCCAGCCCGAGCCCGUUGUUCCCAAGAUCCCUCUCGACUACUCUUGGGCCCAGGAGCUCGGUCUCAUCCGAAAGCCUGCUGCCUUCAUCUCCACCAUCUCCGAUGAUCGUGGCCAGGAGCUUCUCUACGCUGGCAUGCCCAUCUCCGACGUUUUCAAGGAGGAUAUCGGCAUUGGCGGUGUCAUGUCUCUGCUGUGGUUCCGCCGCCGUCUGCCUUCAUACGCUUCUAAGUUCCUCGAGAUGGUUCUCAUGCUCACUGCCGAUCACGGUCCCGCCGUUUCUGGUGCCAUGAACACCAUUAUCACUACCCGUGCUGGUAAGGACUUGAUCAGCGCCCUCGUUUCUGGUCUCUUGACCAUUGGCUCCCGAUUUGGUGGUGCCCUCGACGGUGCCGCCGAGGAGUUCACCCGUGCCUUCGACAAGGGUCUCAGCCCCCGUGACUUCGUCGACAGCAUGCGCAAGGCCAACAAGCUCAUCCCCGGUAUUGGACACCGUAUCAAGUCCCGAAACAACCCCGAUCUACGAGUCGAGCUCGUUAAGGAAUAUGUUCUCAACAACUUCCCUAGUCACAAGCUCCUUGACUACGCUCUUGCUGUCGAGACUGUCACCACCUCCAAGAAAGAUAACCUGAUUCUCAACGUUGAUGGUUGCAUUGCUGUCUGCUUCGUCGAUCUCGUCCGCAACUGCGGUGCCUUCUCCGCGGAGGAGGCUGAAGAUUAUCUCAAGAUGGGUGUUCUCAACGGUCUCUUUGUUCUUGGCCGAAGCAUUGGUCUUAUUGCCCAUUUCCUCGACCAGAAGCGUCUGCGUACUGGUCUUUACCGUCAUCCUUGGGAUGACAUCACCUACCUCCUCCCCAACCUUCGAGAGGCUGGAGCCCCUGGUGCUGAGGGCCGGGUUGAAGUUUCUCUAUCCUGCGCUCCAUUUUCUUCCAAGGAUCAACCACUACAACCACCUCCAACAAUGUCUUUCUUCCGCAUCACCCUUCAUCGCUCCGCCAUCGGUCUUCCUGAGCGCACAAGAGGUGUCCUCGCCGCUCUAGGCUUGCGCCGUCGUAUGCAGACCGUCUUUCAUCCCGUUCACCCACAGUUCGCCGGUAUGAUCCUCAAGGUGAAGGAGCUGGUUCGUGUUGAGGAGGUGGAUCGCGCACUGAGCAAAAGAGAAGUAAAGGCUGCGCGGACCCCGGAUCCCGGGUUUUACGUUGAAAAGGCUGUGCCAAGAAUGUAA